AUGUCCGACUCGGAGAAUAGCAGCACGUCAGCGGGCAGCAGCGGCGGCGGCGGGGCUCAGCAGCAGCAGAGGUACCGCAACGCGCUCGGCGAAGGUCUCGUCGUCCCGGGCCUCGACGGCGUCAUCUACUCGCUCGGAGCCAACGGGAAGCUCAGCGUGCUCACGUCGAGCGCGCCGGACCUGGUCUUGGAGCCGAGGAUGGCGUGCCUCGCGGUCAACGCGGACUCGCACGGGGGUAUCGUGGAGGACGAGAGCUGCGGCCUGCUGAUUGGCGAGAAGACCACGGAGCUGUUCUCCCUCGACACGGAGACGGGGACCGCCAGGCGCGUGGGCGGCGGCGGCGGGGCUCAGAGCAGACCCGUUCGGGAAGCGGGCGACGGCGGCAGGGGGCGCGGCGGGAAGGGUUGGGGGCCGACGGAGCAGGAAGAGGAGGAGGACGAGGACGAUGAGGUCGGCAGUAGGGACGGCGGCCCGUGGGAAUGGGGGGGGUAUGGCUCUCACCGCAACCAGCAGCAGCAGCAGCAGCAGCCACGGCCGCAUCGUCCGCCGCCCAACAGCAACCUCCUGCUCCAGCGCGACGAGUAUGUCGUCCGGGCGCUGGACGCGGAGACCUCCGAGGAGCUGUGGUUCGUGACGGUGGCCCACUUCAGCGCCCUCGACCUCCAGGGCAGGGGCGGCGCGACGGCGCUGACGCGCGCGAAGGUCGCCGCCGCCGAUCGCGAGGGCUACACGAGGGUGAUCCGGGCGAGGUCGGGGAGCAGCAGCAGCGACGACGACGACUCGGUCAAGGCCCUGCCCCUGCCGGUAGGCGGUGACGAUGACGAGUGGGGCAGCGACAGCAGCAGCAGCAGCUGGAGUUCGAGUAAAGAUUGGGAGAAGGACAUUCCGCGCGGGGCAGAGAGCGGCGGCGGCGGCGGCGGCGGCGGCGGCGGCGGCGGCGGCGGCGGGAAGCAGACCAGGCGGAGAGGGAAGUUUGGGGAGGAGCACGCCGAUCGGUUCCCUUACCUGCUCUACGAGAACAAUGCCUACGUGGUGGCGAUGGACCCGAUGGACGGGAGCGUGCUGUGGCGGAAGGAGAUGCCCGCGCUAGCCGUCUCGCUGUACGGCAUACGGGGCCGAGAGUGGGUGGACAUACUCCCGCCCCCGAUGUCGAUGCUCCGGACACCGCCGGGCAGGUACCCCGGUGAUGCUACCACCGCCACCACCUCCUUGAUGCCGGCAGCUUCCGUCGUUGGCGGUGGCGGCAGUGACGACUGGCUUGCCGGCGAGGAGGUGGACUGGUCCCACCAGCAAGACGAGGGGCCUCUGCUGCUGCUGACGAACGGCGACGACCACGAACUCACCGCUGCUGCUGCGGCAGAGGAGGCGGCGGCGGCGACGGCGGCGGUGCAAGAUUCGGCUAGCGGUAGCUCUGACGGCGAUGAAGACUCCGUCAGCUCGAUCUCCUCCUCCUCCUCCUCCUCCUCCACGGGAGACGACGAUGACGGUGGAACUUGGGAUGCGUCGUCGACUCUCGACGACCCGGGGGCGAAAGCAGUGGUGCCCGCGGCCGUCGCGAGGCUCCCCGGGGCCCGCGGUGGUGGCAGUGGCGGCGGCGGUGGCGGUGGCGGUGGCAAGGCCACCGGCCUGCUGCAGCCGGGCUUGCGCAAGGGACACCUGCAGGCCCAGGUGGGCUUCCUGAACGGCCACUUCUUCGUCUCGUCGUCGCUGAGGAGGGGACCGCUCCACGCGGCCGCCGUCGAGGAUCUCUCCGUCACCGCUCAAGACCGGUACCCUCACCCGUUGGGCAUGGCCAGCCGGAGGUCGUUCGUCGACGCGGCGGGCAGGGACGCACGCGACGGGGGCGGGGACUUUGGCGGCGGCGGCGGCGGCGGCAUCGCGGCCGGGUUAGUGCAGAUGCCACCACCCCCGGUGGUCAAAGUCCCGCCGCAGGCCGCGCGGCCGGUCGACCAGACCGGCAUCAGGGUAGGGGGUGCUAGCGGUAACGAUGCAGUCAGCGGUGGCGGAGUUGGUGCCGGCAGCGGCGGCGGCGGUGGCGGGGGCGGCGGAGGAAGAGGAGGAGGCACAACCAUGGGAAUAGGGGACUGGAGGCAAGCACUGCUCGACGGCGUCGAGAAGGCGAUGAUCGAAGAGCGGAGGAGCAAGAACGGGAAGGGGGACGAGGAAACGGCGGCGGGCGGCGACAGCACGGGCAAGGGGCUGUUCAUGUCGUGGGGGGUAAUCGCGGCCCUGGUGGGGGGCGUGGUCGCCAUCGUCGCCGGCGUCGCCUACCUGGCGUACAAGCACGGCGCGACGGCCAUGGCGAACAUGACGACGAUAACUCGCCGGGCGGGUUCCGCCACCAAGCUUGGCAGGAACGGCAGCCCCGACGUCGUCGUUACCGGCGACGAUAGGAAGCGCCCCGCCGGAGCCGCCGCUGGAUCCGGCCCGGCCCGGGAGCUCUCUCUUCUCGGAGGCGUUUCGUCGCCGGGGGAGGAACUCCCCCUCCCCGCGAUGGCGACCUCCCCUUCUCUCCAGCAACGGGCGAGCGCAUCGGCCAUGUGCACUGGCUCGGGCCCCAACGGGUCGCCCGCCGCGGGAAGAGAGGGUAGGGGUUCUCUCGGCAGGAGUUCCCCGACCGACGGGGUGCUACAGCGGGCCAGGUCGAUGCACGAGGUCCACAUCCAGCGCGUGCACUCUCUGCCGGUGCUGCGGCAGUCCCACUCCCCGCCGGGGCACGAUGGCGCCGGCGGCGGCGGUAGAUGUUGGCGGCACCCUCGGCAAGGGUGGCAUUCGCUCUUCGGCUCGGAGGAAGGAGGCCCCGAUUGUCCCGACGGCGCGGCGGCGAAAGGCGACGGUGGUCAGCUCAGCCGUGCGGUGUCGCCUGCUCGCGAAGGAGGUGGAAAGGUUGUAGUCGCCGAUGGCGGCGGCAACGCGGAGAGGCUGUCCUCGACGGCUCGGUUAGACGAGGGGCAGGUGUUGGCGGGAUUGGAAGGACUGGACGGGGGUUCGCCUUCGUCUGCCGCAUCGGGCGCCCGCACGUCCGAGAUCUCGCCUCUAGCGGAGAGCGGGGUCGGUGGCGGCCCCCCGGCACGAAAGAGCCGCAAGGAUUCUUCUUCGACCGCCUCCUCCUCCCGCCGAAGAGCUCCGGAAGCGGGAGCGGUCCCGCGGUCUAGCGGCCGGCGACGGCGGCGGAAGGGGUCGGGUUCGCUGGGACCUGGUUCUCGACGAGAGUCGGAGGAAGAUGGCGACGACAGCGAUGACGAGGAGGAGGAGGAGGAGGAGGAGGAGGACGACGACGACGACGGCAGCGGCAAGCGAAGGCAGCCGCGGGCGCAGAGGCACCGUAGCCGGGACUUUUCCCCCGACGACGAAGGCGGCGGCGGCAGUGAUUGGGAAGGCGGGUCGGGGCGAAGGAGGGCCAAGACCGACCACCCCACGACGGGGGGACGGGCGCGCGACAGGGGGGGAAGCAGGCGGCCAAGCCGGAGCCCGCGCCCAUCCGCCGACUCCGGGACGGAGGAGGAGGAGUUGGUAUUGGGCGCAUGCAACGGUUGCGGCAGCAGCGGCGGCGGCGGCGGCGGGGGAGAUGACGACCUCGCCUCUGCGGUUGUCGACACGGGAGGCGACGACAAGGACGCGCUGCUCGUGACCAACCGGCGGCUGCGGACGGAGUUCGUGGAGGGGCAGAAGCUCGGCAAGGGGGGCUUCGGGACGGUGUUCAAGUGCCGCAACCGCCUGGACGGGCACGACUACGCCGUGAAGAAGAUCAGGCUGUCGUCCGACCCGCGGUGGCAGCCCCAGCUCGCGAAGGUGCUGCGGGAGGUGAAGAUCAUGUCGCUGCUGGACCACCCGAACAUCGUGCGCUACUACCAGGCGUGGCUAGAGAAAUUCACGGAGGAAGAUGAGGAGCUGCUGCGAGAAGAGGGCGCCCCUUCCGCCGUCAGCGAGAGCUGGGACCAGACCACGGGCGGAGGCGGCGGCGGCGGCGGCGGCGGCGGCUGCUCCCGGGCUAGCCACCUCCCCUAUGUCCACCACCACCGCCACCGCCAACAACAAGCGCAGCACACCGGCACCGGCACGACGGCGGCGGGGAGCAGCAGCAAGACGAAGACGUACGCGUACGCCAAUAGACACAGGGGCGGCGGCGGCGGCGGCGGCGGCGGCGGACGCGGCGGCAACUUGGACGACGGCCUUGGUAGCCUCGGCGGCCUCGGGUUUGGAGCGUCUCCUCCCCAGAGCCCGCUGUUCGUGAUGCCGAAUGGCCCGGGGACGGCGGCGGUGGGAGUAGCGGCAGAGAGCAAUGGCGGCGGUGGCGGUGAUGACAACAGCAGUAGCGCCGCUGGUGGCGGGGAACACCCGCCGCCGCGCUGGGAAGCGUUGCUGGGGUCGUCGUCGCCUCGGGGACACAGGUACACCCCUAAGGUUUCGGGACCUCUCUUCGAGGAGCAGAGUGUGGACGGCUGGUCUGUCGAUAGCCGGAGCCGGAGUGCCGACGGCAGAGGGAACAGCGGCGGUGGUGGGAGGUCGGGGGUGGGGCGGCGCGCGUGGGGCGAUGUCAGCUUCUACGGGAGGGAGUACCACGAGGAGGAAGGGGAAGAGGGGGAGGAGGGCGGCGACGAUGACGAUGAUGCGAGCAUGCCUGGCUUCGUUUUCGAACGAGAAGAGGCCGUCGAAGACGGAAAUAGAGUAGAGGAGGAGGUGGAGGAGGAGGAGGGAGGUGGGGCAGGAGACGGCUGGUUGGUGGGUGAGUCCGGCCAUGAAGAUGGCGACGCCGGCGACGAUGGCGGCGGCGAUGGUGGUGGUGACGGCUGCUCGAAGGAGGGGACAUGCUGGACGGCGGCGGCGGAGGGACGGCGACCCUCGGGCUCCGUCAGCGCGGCCGCUACCGCCAGCGCCAGCGCUUACGCGGAGGGGGAGGGGGAUGGCUGCUGCAGCGACGGCAAGGCGGACACGAACGACUUGUACGCCCCGCCGCGGCCCCCAUCCUGCGGGUCGGACGGCGCAGGUGCGGCGAAGGAAGGCGAAGAGAGGAGCGCUGACUGCGAUGGCGGCGGUGAGGGACGGGGGAACGAAGAGGAAGACUCCGACAGUAGCCACGACGGAAGAGGGCACGGCAGCAACCACGACGACGACAGCUUCAGCUGGAACCGGGUGAGACCGCUCCCGCCGAGAGAUGACAGUGUCCGCGGCGCCGCCGCUGCCGCCGCCGGUCCGAACGGCCAUCAUCAUCCUCAUCGCCACCCGGGCGGUGGCGGAGACCCGGGGUCUCGUCCGCCCCCCCCGGCGACGUUGGAGCUUGCGCUGUCAGACGUCCCGAGCAGAAGAAGCCCGCCGGCCACGAUACCGGACAAGGAACAGGGCCGCCGUCACAGAAGCAGAGCGGGCAAUAGAUCGGACGGCGAGGGCAAGGUGGCCGCGGCGGCUGUCGCCGCGGAGGCGGCCGCGGCCGCGGAAGGGAAGAGCCGGCCGCGCGGGCAGAGCUGGCCGAUCGCUGCCGCUGCCGACGGUGGCGGCAAUCCGUCCCUCGCGGGGGGUGACGCAGAACCGGGGGCGGGCACGAGAAAGAGGCGUUCGCGUUCCUCCGCUGCCGCUGCGUUCCCCGAAGCCGCCGCCACCGCCACCGCCACCGCCGCUUCCGGUUCCAACCGGCGAAGAAACUUCGGGAAGGGGGCGUGGGACAAGGAGCAGCAGGCCAGGGGGGGGGCGGGGAGGGGCAGGAGGAGGUCGAAGGAGGUGUACGACCUGUGGCUGUACAUCCAGAUGCAGUACUGCUCGCACAACAACCUGCAGUUCUUCCUGGACGAGGACCCCGUGCGGAGGAGCCAGACCCGCGUGGACAUGCCCCAGGUGAUGCACAUCUUCAUGCAGAUCGCCAAGGGGCUGCAGUACGUACACGCCUGCGGGCUCAUCCACCGGGACCUGAAGCCGGCCAACUGCUUCCUCAUGAGGGAUGGAGCCGUCAAGAUCGGGGACUUUGGCUUGUCGAGACAUAUACUCCCCGCCGACGGCAUCAACGCGGGCGCCGUCUCCGCAGUCGCGGACGCUGCCGCCGACGCUGCGGCGGCCGCAGCGGCAGCUACCGAGGCUAGUUCCAAGAAGCGAGCGUCGUUCGCGUGGGAGUCGGACCACCAGCUUGGCGGGGUGGGUGGGGACGAGUCCAUCACCGGUGGUGUGGGCACGUAUCUGUACGCGAGUCCGGAGCAGAUGAGCGGCAAAGGAUACGACGAGAAGACGGACAUGUUCUCCCUCGGCAUGCUCAUGUUCGAGCUGUGCCACCCGCCCUUCGGCACGAAGAUGGAGCGGACGGUGGUGCUCACGAAUGCGCACCGGCUGCAGUUCCCGGGGGGUGACGCGUGGGGGCCCCCGAAGGGCGAGGAGGCCAUGAAGAACAUGUGCCGGUCGAUGCUGCAGAAGGAGAGCGGGAAGAGGCCCUCCGCGGCGGACAUCGUUAGACAGGUGGAGAUGAUGCAGGGCAAGCACAUGGUCCUCCAGCUCGACAAGAAGCCGCCGGCCUCGUACGGGGUCGACGGCGACGACCGGCCGGAGAUGGACGUGGUCCUUCGCGUCGAGGCCCUGGACCAGGAGGGCUUGCUCCACCGCCUCGUCGACCGCAUCCGCACCCUGUGCAAGGGGCAGGCCGCUCACGACAACGACAGCAGCGGAGGUGGCGAGGGGGACGCGGCGGCGGCGGCGACGACGGCGGGCGGCGGGGCGAGGCUGGAGCAGUACGGGCUGAGGGGGCACACCGGGUCCGCGAUCAUGGAGUUCCUCGUCGCUGGUGCUAAGUACCGCUUUGUCCUGUGAGUGGUGUUGCAUGGGGGGGCUUAGCGCCGGUCAGCGUGGAUGCUUCUUGCUGCUGAUUAUCUGCCUGUCCCGUACCUGUUGAGCCGGCGGAUGGCGCAUGUGUGUGUGUGUUUUCGGAAUAGGAACCGUUGCAGGCUGACCUCCAGUGCCGGGUGACUCGCGCGUGUGCCGUGAGCGGACGUUCGUCUGUCGCUUGCUGCCACCGAGCGGGAGUACGGUAUGGGGGUUGGGUUUGUUUCGAAGCUUGGCUGUGUCUGUCUGUCAGUCUGUCUGGUUGUUCUUGGUUACAAUAUAUUUUCUGUGGGCAGCUAUGUGGUAGCUGGCCGAGCGCUCCCUCCCGCGCAAAAAAGGUUUCACGAAAAUUUCAUGGACACGCUGGUGGAGAACACUUUGAGUCACGAAAAAAAGAUAUGCGUACAUGUGCAGGGAUAUAUAUUUUUUGUUUAUGUAUCUUUUUUCUCCGAACCAAGACAUAUUCUGGAGGGGGAGCCAAAGGUGCCCCUGUAGGUGUGGUAUUCAGACGCGAAAACGAAAGUGGGUGCCGGUUGGUUCCGUUGUUGCCUUCUUCUGUGAGGCGCUCUCUCUCCAGUUCCGAGAGAGCAUUUAGCAUGUGGCCCGCCUCGCCACGCUUCUUCUCUCUAUUAGAUACGACACAACACCAAACGUUGUGUCUGUUCGUGUGAUGGCGUUCUUCGUGAUACAAUGUAUUAGGAUGUCUUUUGGCUGUCAAAAAGCCUUGAUGAUUGAUUCCGGCCGGGCGUUGAUAUAUUUCGGGCCGCGAGUCUUUUCGUUUUUCGCUCUUUUUUUCUGUUUGUUGGCGUGGAGGCCCGCCGGCCCCGCGUGCUCAUCUGGCACGCCGUUAUUUUGAUUGUACGUAUAGCCUAUUUAGAUGGCCUGAAAGCUUUGCCGGUCGUUGCCGCUGCCUGCCUGAUAGGCUGGGUAGUUCAUCGUUUAUAACGUGGUGAGGGCUUCAUUCGUUGUGCGCCCGUUAUUCGACUGACUGUCUGUCUGCCUGCCCUACCCCCUUGUCUGCUUCAUUUUUGUAUGCUGAGUGUGCGGGUGGACCGACAUACAAUAUUAUUGCUGCAGCCCGGUUUGGUUUCCGCGGACGGAUCCGGUCUUCAGUAGCUAUUAGCUGCGUUUCUGUCUGACGAUCGCUGCCGCUGCUGUGAUGUGCGUGUCUCCUAUCCAUCCGCCUCGUCGUCCGUUCCGCAUGUUUUGGCAAGGCCUCUAUGUUCCCGUAUGUGUGUAGUAGAUGUUGAGAUUACAGAGUUAAAUGAUUCGGCUUAUGGGUCCGCGUGACUUCGGGAGAGAGAAGACGGCGGGGUUGGUGCUGCUGUUCGUUUCUAGAAGGCGGUGCCUACAACGCGGCAGCAAUGUGCAGUCUUCCUGUUUUCAACACCGUAGAUGCUAAAGGUGUCGCUACUGCUGUCGGGGUCAAUAUAUUACAAAAUGGUAAGGGCGGGGUCUGUCGACUGUGGCAUGCCUACUAUAACGGGCAGCAUAUGCAAUUGCGCCGACAGUUCAACAGAACCAUUGGGGGCGGGGGGGGGGGGCGGGAUGGGUUCGACCUUGGAGGAGGGGCCCGCGAAUCGUCCAAAGAAGUGAGAAGAGCUUGUUUUUAGCAGCGCAAGUCUGGGAAAGAGACCGGAGAAAAAAAAGACUGAGUGACUGGCUCGCGGCGCGUUUGAUUGGGCCUACCUUUCUGUUGAAAACAAGACCGAAAGAUAAAAAGUGUUUC
Messenger RNA from Ectocarpus siliculosus, 8527 nucleotides. The record is from the annotation of a GenBank genome assembly. NCBI's taxonomy places the organism in Eukaryota, Phaeophyceae, Ectocarpales, Ectocarpaceae.